Molecule: messenger RNA, 2253 nt
Organism: Psylliodes chrysocephalus
Lineage: Eukaryota; Metazoa; Arthropoda; Insecta; Coleoptera; Chrysomelidae
Source: the annotation of a GenBank genome assembly
AUACGAAAAUACUUUAGAUUACCUCUUGUGACGCCUCUGUACCAAAAUAAUUUCAUAUAAAAACGAAUGUUAAGAUAAAUCCGGUAGUCUUUAAUAGUAUAGUGAGUCUUAAUAAACAUGUCAGCUUUGAUUGGUUUAGUAGUAGUGAUAGUUUUAAUUUUAUUCCUGGACUGGUGCUAUAAAGUUUACAAAAGGAACAAACAGCUGGAGAAAGUACCUGGACCGUGGCCUAUUCCAUUUUUUGGUUACAAGCUACCAACAAAUAUAUUUGAUUUUAAGCAUAUGUUUGACGAGCUCAUUGGAAAAUAUGGAAAAACUUGUAAAUUAUACAUUGGCGAAUCUCUUCAUAUUAUAACAUGUGAUGCAAACCUCAUAGAACAAGUAAUGAAAUCCAAUGUUCACAUUAAGAGAUCUAAAUCAUACGAUAUGGCAAAACCUUGGUUAAAAGAUGGUUUAAUUGUUAGUGCAGGCGAUAAAUGGAAACAAAGAAGAAAAUUGUGCACUCCAUCUUUUCAUUUCAGCGUACUCAAAGACUUUUUUACACUUUUCAAAAGAUCUUCAAACACUUUGAUAGAAAGACUUGGUGAACAAGCUGACAAAGGUGUCGAAAUAGAUGCAAGAGAAUUCAUAUCAAAAUUUUCUUUCGAAGUUAUUGCAGAAUCAUCGUUCGGAACAAGAAUGAAUGUACAAAACGAUGAAAGCCUAGACUACAUUAAUGCUAUCGACAAAUACACAAAAAUCGUUUCUACAAGGGCUUUCUCAGCUUGGAAACGUUUCGAUAUUCUGUUUAAACUUUUUUCCGAGGAUUUCAAAACGCAUAAGAGUUCUUUGGAUGUCAUAGAUGGGAUGUCAAAGAUAAUUAUCCAAAAUAAACGUGAUGAGUGCGAAAAUAUGAAUGUAGAUGUAGGAAAUGUACCUGAAAUUAAGAAAAAUACUAGUUUAAUAAACCAACUCAUGCACAACGCGAAACUUCCUGAUGAAGGUGUCCAAGAAGAAACAAAUAAUUUUUUGUUUGCGGGAUACGACACUACAACCACAGCUUUAUCUUUUACUUUAUUCGAAUUAUCUAAACGUUUGGAUGUACAAGAAAAAUUAUAUGAAGAAAUAAAAUCAACUGUAAACAACGAUUACAGCAAACUAACCCACGAAAAUGUAUACUCAAUGAAAUAUUUGGACCAAGUUGUGAAAGAAAUGUUAAGGUUUCGGUCUCCAAUACCUGUUAUUGAAAGAAUAUUAGAAGAAGACCUUAAGCUUGGCGAUAUAAUCUACCCUAAAGGAGUAACAAUAACGAUGCUGCUCUACUGGCUGCACCACCACGAGGAUUAUUAUCACGAUCCUGAAAAAUUUGAUCCUGAACGAUUCAAUUCCGAUAAUCCCCAACCUCCAACUUUUGCAUAUGUGCCUUUUAGUGCUGGUCCCAGAAAUUGUAUUGGUCAAAAAUAUGCCCUGAUGGAGUUAAAAACCGUUCUCACAAGAAUCAUAAUGGAAUUUGUAAUAGAACCAGUAGUUGGAGCAAAGUUGGAACUAGGUUUGGCAAUGGUUUUACAAUCUAAAUACGGAUUUCCAAUCAAGAUUAGAAAGAGAUGAUUUAAAUAAUUUCCUUAUUUAUAUAAGAUCAAAUUAUUCCCACAAAUAAUGCUAUAUACAGGGUGUCCCAAUGAAAAGUAGCCCGUUUCCAGAUCUUAUAACUUUUAAGCGCCUAAUCGUAGAAAAGUGCGGUUUUCGCUGAUAUGUGUUAUUUUGCUAUAAGCUUUGGUUUAGUGUCACAGAAAUUAUGUAUUACUACAGGGUGUUUUUUAAAAAUCUCUUUUAAAUUCACCGUAACCAAAUUUUAUCAAAUUUAUUUUGUAAAAUACAAUGUACAAAUUAUACAUUUUUGAAAAGUAGAAGAGUGUAUCUUUUAGAUGACCUAAACAUAUACAGGAUGUUCCAUUUGAUAAAAUUUUGUUACGGUGAAUUUAAAACGGGAAAUACCGCACGUUUCUAUGAUUAGGUGUUUAAAAGUUAUAUGCUCUGGAAAUGGGCUACUUUUUAUUGGGACACCCUGUAUAUAUUUGUUAAAUUAAAAUAGAUGACAGGUUUCGGCUAAUGAGCUAUUAUCAAUUCUGAAAAUAUAAGUAAAAGUAACAUAUUUUAGAGGUGUUGAUUUCUAACAUAUUGUAUAUUAUUUGUUGUUAUUUUUACUUUCGUUUUUAGACUUGAUGGUUAUUUAGGCCUGAUAUAAUUUGUCAAUAAAUAAAUGUGGAAUUGAUU